GCUUGCGUUUAUGAAUUCCUUCAUAGCACGCGAUGUUUUCAAUUUCUAUUACAUUUCUCGUUAAUUUUUAUAAACAGUUUUGAAAUUUAACAAGAGUACUAUGAAUAUAUUAAAUGAAAGCAAUAAUAAAAAAAAUAUUAUGUAGUUUUUUGAAUUUACGUAUAUAAAAUGUUAUUUAAUUUUUAAUACAUUUCUUCAUCAAUUCCGAGUUAAAUAGUAUAUAUUUUUUUUUCAAUCGUUGUAUAUUUUAAAUAUAAAAUCUUUCAUUUCAAUAAUUCUGUACUUAACCAAUUAGCGCCAAAUGGUGAAUGUUUAUGUUUCUCUAUUGGGAUAUUUAUUUGAAAUGUUCGAUGUGGACAAAAUCAAGACAACAGGUACAAAUUUCGAAAAAGUAUGCUUAAACUUAUGCAUUAUUUUAUAGUUUUCUGAAAACUGGUAUUUAUAUUUGUCAACUCAGACAUAUUAGAUUGAUACGAUAUAAAUUUUGGAUAGCUUUCCCCGUAAUAACAUGAUACGUUAUCAUAAAGUUCACAACAAUAAUUGAUAUAAGGUACAUACAUAUAUUUUCAUUAAAUAAAAACGUCUCUUUCGCACGUAAUUGAUUACGACAUUGUCUUUUGACACGAUUUAGUUUACGUUUAAUUUUAAUUUCUUUUUUCGGGAAAAUGGAGAGGCUCUAUAGAAGUUUUAGGCCACCAAAAAUGCUACUAAAAUUGUAUUCUCUUUUUAUUCUAAUGCUGGAUCUUGUAACACUUUCAGUUGGUAUUUUUUUUGAAAUUUUAAUUGCAAUAUAUAGGACAUUUAAACCUUUACCCUUAAAAAAUCUGCAUGGAGAAGUUGCAAUGGUUGUGGGUACUGGACGUGGAAUUGGCAGAGAAUUAGCAAUUCAUUUAUGUCAGUUGGGUGUAAAUGUUGCUUGUGUGGAUAUUAAUAUUGAAAAUUGUAAUGUCACUGUAGAAAAGGCUUCUCAAGGAUUGGGAGUAGCAACAGCAUAUAUUUGUAAUGUUACUAACAAGAAGGAAGUGGCUAAUACUGUGAGUGCCAUUCGAUCACAAUUAGGUGAUAUUACAAUGCUUUUUCAUUGCUGUAGUAUACCAAGCCCCAGAUCCUUACUUCAAGAUCGACCAGAAAUAAGACGUACAAUUGACUUAACAGUUAUUAGUCAUUUUUGGUUAUUGGAAGCAGUUUUACCUAGUAUGGAACAUGCUGGUAAAGGACACAUAGUGGUUUUGUCUUCUGUAGCUGGUUUAUCAGGCGCUACAAAUGGAGGAAGCAGAGUUCCAUUGUCUACAGCACAGUUUGCUAUUCAAGGAUUAGCUGAAUCACUGCAUACAGAAUUAAGGCAUUCUAAUAGUAAUAUUAUAAUUACCUUAGUUCACGUUUAUCCAUUUAUCGUAGGUGCAGAAGCAGCAAGAGAUAUUCGUUUUAGAAUACCUAGUUUUUUUGGUACAAUGCCUGCUAUGGAAGCAGCUAAGCAAAUUUUAGAUGGAGUUCGUCGAAAUUAUGCAGAAUUCAGUGUACCUGGAUAUUUACUAUAUAUAGGACACAUCCUUAGAAUACUUCCUAAAAAGGCAUCGUUUAUGUUGCGCGAUUUAUUAGACACAGGAGUUGAUUUCGGAUGAUAUUUAAUUUUUUUAAAUAAUUAUAAUAAUUUAUCACUUGUAGUUACAAUAUGCUCAUUAUAGGAGAAUGUACAGGAGAAAUUUGAAAUUUGUAUUACGAAAGAAAUUUUAUUUGUUGUUUCUAAAUCAUUCGAUCUUUAAAGUGUCUUCCAAUAAAGUAACUGUUUGCAACUUCUGUUUCAUAAUUCGUUGUCGUAUAUGUUACUGUUAUAUAGUUCUUACUCUGUUACUUAAUAUUUACAUGUAGUAGUGUAAGUAGUGUUAAUAAUUAAAUCGAUAUAAUGUUUCAUUGAUUAAUGUAGGAACAAAUACAUACACGCACAACGUACAAAAUAUGAUAAACGCAACUAUGGCACUUAAUAUUUUGGUACAAAUCGAAAACUAUGAGAUAGCCUUUAUACUUACUGUUUAGUUAAGAGCAGACAUCUGGAAGAACAAAUGUUAGUGAUUCAAUUGUAAGUUAAAAAAUGCUUUAAGUAACUUAUAUGCACGCAACGUAAAUCACAUGUAUUAUAUGCAACGGAUAAAAAACGUUAAUAUAUUUCAUAUUGAAAGAGUAAUUCAUAUACACGAAAUUGUGAUGGUUUAACAUGGCAAAAUAUUUAUUUUAUGUAUGCUUAAUGUAGUGUACUUUAAAUCCCAUAUCCAGUACUGUGUACAAAAUAUGUACAAACUUGCAGUAAUGUAACAUUUGAAUUUCUUUUAACAAUGUUUUAUAUAUUUCAUGAAAGUAUUAAUAA
Molecule: messenger RNA, 2362 nt
Organism: Nomia melanderi (Alkali bee)
Lineage: Eukaryota; Metazoa; Arthropoda; Insecta; Hymenoptera; Halictidae
Product: 17-beta-hydroxysteroid dehydrogenase 13
Cellular component (GO): lipid droplet
Molecular function (GO): oxidoreductase activity, acting on the CH-OH group of donors, NAD or NADP as acceptor
Source: RefSeq, a predicted model, not a curated record